GUGGGGCUCGUUUCGACUAAUUAAGAAGAAGGAAGUAAAUACGUUAAUAACUUCCGGUGUAGAAAAAUAAUAAAAAAAAAAUAGAAAAGCAGUGAUUAUAAAAAUACAGACACAAGAAAAUUAGUAGAGAUGCCAACAUAGCUUGUGGUACAGUCAACUUUACUAAGAGAUUUGAUUGCCAAAAAAGUGGAAAAAGUUGACCUGCUAUACCCCCAUAAAGAAGUGGACUUUACCAAGGCUGUUGGAACAGUCAACAAGCUUUACCUGUCUAAAAUAGUGUAAAUUGCUGUCAGUUACCUAUGUUGACAAAACAUUGCAUUUAAUGGCCCAUCAAGAAAAUAAUCACUAAUUAAUAAUAAAAACAUAGAUUUCAUGAAUAAAUAACAAGGUAUUUACAUUGUAGUGAAGUACAUUAUCUAGUGAUAAUUGAUGAGUGGGACAAGACUUGAAUCCCUGAAGCUAUAAUUACAACCUUAUUCACCUGUAAACUUUACACAAACAGGUUGACUGGAAAUUUCCUUGUAUUUUACUUAAGCCAGACUCCAGAAAAGCUGAAAUUUAAGAUGUGGAUAAAAGCUAUGGCCAAUUAAAUGUGAAUGUUAUGAGAUAGAAAUAUUACCAGCUGUAAACAUUUUGCACAGAGUACAUAGAACAUCUGUUGUAUGAUUGUUGUGGAUCUGAACAUUGACUGGCAAAAAAUAACUUUGUAAUACAAUUGAGAAGACAUUCAUGCAUGAAUUGUGCAGUGGCAGUAGAUGAUUAAAAAGUUAAGAUACAUGUGAAAUCUUCAGGAAUCUAUGGAGAAAAAAAAUUAAGAGAAAAACCUACUAACAGUUACAAAUUGAAGAAAAAUAAUUGAUGAAAUGAAGUCAUCAUACGGAAAAGAAGCAGUUAUUGUUGUGGUGUGUGUACUGGUCUGCUUGAAUAGCUAUAGAUGUGGAGCAGCAGUUCCAGAUUGUGAUGUGGCAAACAAAACAGGACUGCCCAGCGAUGUUUGCACAUUUGACCUCAAAAUGAAGGGGGCUUGGCCACAUAAGGCAGAUGAAUAUUUCUGUGCAGGUUAUGAAGUUGAAAAUGAAAUAUUUGGUGGAUCAGAUCAAGAUGCUGAUGGAUACAUAGUACGAUAUGAGGCACUGGCCGAUGCAAGCACUGCACAUCAUAUUUUGGUGUUCGGAUGUAGAAGCUUGCGAAGAGACACUAGUAAAGUCUGGCAUUGUGGGCAAGUGUGUGAUGGAGAAGACCAGAUUAUAUUUGCUUGGGCUAAAAAUGCUCCUCCCCUAUCUUUGCCAAAAGGUGUUGGGCAGCAUAUUGGAAAAACAACAGAUAUCAAAUAUAUUGUGAUCCAGAUACACUAUGCUCAGCCACUUAAGGGUAAAGACAGUUCUGGAAUCAGACUUUACACAACAAGGCAGAGACAGCCCUAUAUAUCUGGGAUAUAUCUGUUGCUGGCCUAUGAUGUCACCAUACCCCGCAAUACUCCAAAAUUCCAUGUAGACUCAUCCUGUAGAUUCAAUUGGGACGAUAGCAUUGUUCCGUUUGGUUACAGAACACACGCACAUAGCCUCUGCCGGGUAAUAUCAGGAUACAAAGUUAAGGAUCGUGAAUAUGAAAUGAUUGGUAAAGGUAACCCACAAUGGCCUCAGGCAUUCUACCCAGUGAAGAAUCAUGUAGUUAUAAAUCCUGGAGAUAUUUUGGCAGCAAGAUGUACUUAUAAUUCAACUGGGAGAUAUAGGGCCACAGAAAUAGGGUCCACAGCCAAUGACGAGAUGUGUAACUUCUACAUCAUGUAUUACAUGAACAGCUCAAUGGAAAAUAAGCGAGGUCAAGAUACAUGUUAUCAAAACAAGCAACAACAGGUAUUCAGAAACAUUCCAGCAGGCUCGGACGUUCCUUUACCACCAAACCCAGCACUAGAGGGCGAAGCAAUGUCACAUCAUCAUCACCAUGGUAUGGGAGGUUCCAAUGAUGAAGAUUUGGAUCAUGGAAAAAUAGAUGAACCUCAGGUUGACAAUGAAAGACCACAAGUGGAUUUCCAUGGCAAUGUACCAGACACAGAAAAUCCUGAGGUGAAGUUGAACAAGGACUUAGAGCUAGAGUUUGUAUCUGAGGUGGGUAACCUGGAAAUUGGUCAGGUUGGUGGACUGGCUGUGAACCGUGCAGGAGACCUGUAUAUAUUCCACAGAGGAUCAGUCAUCUGGAACCAGCUGUCAUUCACACCAUUGAAUGUGUACACACAGCAGAACCUACCUGUAGAGGUGGAUCCAGUUAUUGUACUUGACAAGGAUGGAACAUUGAAGAAACACUUUGGUAAAAACAGGUUUUAUUUACCUCAUGGUUUGAGUCUAGAUUCUGAGGAGAAUAUCUGGUUGACGGAUGUGGCCUUACAUCAGGUGUUCAGGAUUCCCCGGGGUGAGGAAACACCCGACAUGACACUGGGUAUCCAAUUUGAGCCUGGCACUGACACUGAGCAUUUCUGCAAACCAUCAGAUGUGGCCGUCCUCUCAACAGGCGAAUUCUUUGUUUCUGAUGGGUAUUGUAACAGUAGGAUAAUGAAGUUCGACAAGAAUGGUUACUUUUUGAAGCAGUGGGGUUCAGAGAGUGCCCAUUAUGGCUCGGAUAGUUUCCCUGCCCCUGGGACAUUUAAUCUACCUCAUGGAGUGGCCUUAGCGGAGGAGAAAGGUCUACUCUGUGUGGCAGAUAGAGAGAAUGGACGGAUACAGUGUUUUGAUCUUGAGGGGAACUUCGUACGGCAGAUGCAUCCUAAAACGUUUGGACAGUCCUUGUAUUCUCUGGAAUACUGCCCAAAUCAUGGUGGAGUACUGUUUGCUGUAAAUGGUCCAUUAUUUGGUUCACAUUCUGAAAAAACACAGGGUUUCACACUAGAUAUAAAUACUGGAACACUGGUAUCCUUGUGGAACAUUCCAGGGGAAGGCCUGACUCAUCCUCACGAUGUGACAGUGGAUAGCACAAACCAUGUUGUAUAUGUAGGUGAACUAAAUCCAAGGAAAGUCUGGAAAUUCCAAAUGUCAAAGAAAAUGUAUUUAGCAGACUCUACAGAUUCUACAAAACUAGCAGGCAAACAGCCAGCUGUAGUAACAGGGACCAGUAAGCAGGUUUCCAAGGAAACAAGUACGAUCAGUGUUGUCAUGGCUACAAGUGCUGCCUCUUAUAGCACCUCUGUUGUAAAAAGUGGCUUUGAUUCUGUUGUAAACAGUGACACUGGCUUAGCCAAAACUGUAUCUAGUACCCCUUUGUACAGCACAGAGGUAGCAAGCAGUGAAAAUCAUGCAGUUUCUACACAGUCCAAUGAGCACCGAGUCAAUGUGGAUGUCUUCAAUAUUGAAGUCCGUCCACCAGCUUUGAAUAUAAAGAAAGAAGAGAGUGAUGGUUUUGGACCAUCUGUAAUUAUUGGUACCCUGCUUGUGGUACCCGUCUUACUGCUGGUGAUCAUUACAGUUAUAUAUAGACUGUAUCAUACAGGCCGAUUCAAGAACUGCCGUCGUCGCUCAGGAAAGAAGUCAGUGUUCAGUCUCGGUAAUUUCUUACAUUCCCACAAAGGAUUUGACAGGUUAAGUACGGAAGACGAUGAUCAUGAUUAUGACAAUGUUCUUGAUGAUGACUCUGAUAAUGAAGAGUUUAAUAUUGUCAGGAAAGCAUAGUUAGUGAUGAUGGCAACAUUGAGUGUGUAUUUAUUUUUGAAAUAUGUUGAGUGGUGUGUGAAAAGUAGAAAAUGGUUGUGUUUUUAAUAUUGAUGACUUACAAGAGAGUGCUAGAUUUAUUUUUAUUGAAACUAGUCCAUGAUGUUCAUAAUAUAUUAUAGGUUGAGCUUACUUGAAACUGAUGUUUAGGCUUAAACUUUAGGUGAUUGUUUUAAAAGUAUUUUUUUGUCCCAAUUUUAUUUUCUUAAGAAAUUACCAUGCUAUCUGAUGGAAGCAGACUUUCAUUUGUGAAUGAACUCUAGACUAAUUUAUUUAUUAGUCCCCUACUGGUUAAAAACCAGUUUCGGGGACUAUAGGAAUGCGCUUUUCCGUCAUUUCGUCUGUUUGGACAUCCGCAAUUUCGUGUCCGGUCCAUAACUCUUGUCAUCCAUGAAGGGAUUUUAAUAUUACUUGGCACAAAUAUUCCCCAUGAUUAGACGACUUGUCUUGCGCAAAACCCAGAUGCCUAGCUUAAAGGUCAAGGUCACAAUUGGAGGUCAAAGGUCAACAGGGCUUUUUUCCUGUCCGGUCCAUAACUCUCCCAUCCAUGAAGGGAUUUUAAUAUCACUUGGCACAAAUGUACCUCAUAAUAAGACGAUAUGUCAUGCACAACUUUCAGACACCUAGCUCAAAGAUCAAGGUCACACUUAGCAGUCAAAUGUUAACAUGGCAUGAACAGAGUCUGUUUCUUGUCCGGUCCAUAACUCUGCCAUUCUGGGAUUUUAAUAUUACUUGGCACAAAUGUUCCCAAUGAUGAGACAACGUGUCGUGCGCAAAACUUGGACCCCUAGCUCAAAGGUCAAGGUCACAGUUGGAGGUCAAAGGGCAAUAGGGUUUAUUUCCUGUUCAGUCCAGAAUUCCGUCAUCCAUCAAGGGAUUACAAUAUUACUUGGCAUAAAUGUUCCCUAUGAUGAGACGACGUGUCAUGCACAACACCCAGAACCCUAGCUUAAAGGUCAAGGUCACACUUCAAGAUAGGAUUUUUUUCCUGUCCGGUCUAUAACUUUGUCAUGCAAAACAGGAACAGAACAGAACAUAUAUUUUAUUAGAUUUGUACAUAGUACAUCAUCAAUAUAAAUUUAACAUUUACAUUACAUAUAGUGUAACAUCACGUGUGACUGUAUGAUAAAUUAUAAUAAAAAGCAGUUUACAUAGAGGAUGAUCAUAUUUUGCUAGACAUUUAUGAUAGUAUUUCUAAUUUCUAAACUUUCUUUAACACAUUUUGCAAAUUUGUAUAAUAGAUAUCUGUCAGUAGUUUGCAAAAGCUGAAUACAUUUGAACAUUAUUGGUCGUACAUAAAAGUAUUUCUUUAUAUAUUUCCUACGUAAAUUACUGUAACAAGGACAAAUUAAAGUGAAAUGAUACUCAUCUUCGAUAUCAUGGGUAUUACAACAUUGGCAAUGUCUCGCAUUUCGUGGCAGUCUGUUUCUAUUAAAACGACAAGUUUGUAUUCUGAGAGAAUGAGCAGAUAGUCUUUAUCUAGAAACGAAAAAUCUUAAGUUACCUGGUAAAAUAUCAAGAUAAAUUUCAUAUGACAAACUUGUUUUACAUUAUAAGUACAGUUCUAACACCUUGCUGUUUUGAAUGGAGUUAUGCCAGUCAUGCAUGUAAUUAUCAAUCAAUCUUUGUUCAGAUAUGUUAGGGAAUGUUUUAUAAUCUAUGUUAUCACUCUGUAUAAAACAGUCAGAGAACCCAUAUGUGUCUAACAAUCAUUUGACAUUUGAUAGCCAAUUUUUACAACCUUUAGAGCAGUCAGAAACAUUUUGCUCAUAAAUCCUUUUCAAUAUAAUAUUGUCUGUAUCUAACGACUUACACCAAUAUCUAAUUACCCUAACAUAUCGAGAAAUAUACAGAGGAUAUCUCCCUAAUUCACCAUACACACCAGCAUUACAUGUGCUUAAUCUAACCUUAAAAAUACUUUUACAAAGUUUGAAGUGAAUACGCUCCAUUUCUUUAGAUUUAGUACAACCCCAAACCUCAGCAGAAUAAUUUAAGAUAGAGCCGACGAAAGAGUCAAAUAAUUGGCAUUGGAGUUUAGGUUUUACAUCAUAUUUUUUACAAUUGAGCAUCAGUACUUUCAACGCUUUUAGUGAUUUGCCUGUUAGAUGUUCUAGAUUCAUUGAAAAAUUACCAAUAUAGUUGAAAAUGGUACCUAGAUAAUUAAAAUGAUCUACAGUUUCUAAAGACUCUCCCUUAUAGAACCACUUCUCAUUUGCAAGAAUAUUGCCUCUUUUUCUAAAUACCACUACCUUAGUUUUAUGGGUAUUAACUUCUAAACCCCAGAGAGAACAAUAAUCAGACAAACUAUCUAGACUAUUUUGUAGGUCUUCAGGUGUUUUUCCCAGAAUUUCCAUAUCAUCAGCAAAUAGCAACAAUAUUAAAACAAUAUCAUCAAAAAGCAAUCCAGAAUCAAUAUUACUUUGUAAAUGUAGUUCUGAGUCUUCAACAAAUAAAGAAAAGAGCAGAGGCAAAAUUACCUCCCCUUGACGCAAUCAGACUGCACAGCUGAAGAAAUCUGAGUAUGUGUUACAACAUUGUACACACGAUUUCACCUUUUCAUACACGUCUUUAAUAAUGCGUAAAAUUUUACCUUGGAUACCAUUUCUGUAUAAUUUAAGUCACAAGCAGUUUCUGUUUAUGCUAUCAAAACAAGAUUUCAAAUCAGUAAAUCCAGCAUAUAAAGUUGAUUGUUAUUCAAAUAAUGUUGUAUAACGGAAUGCAAAAUAAAUAUAACAUCUACAGUAGAUUUGCCUUUUUGGAAGCCGAAUUGCACAUCUGAAAUAAUAUUAUUUUCACAACAGGAUUUAGAUAUCAGUUGGCACAAAUAUUCCCCUGGAUGAGACAACAUGUCGUGUGCAAAACCCGGGCCCUAGGUCAAAGGUCAAGGUCAUACUUAAAGGUCAAAGGUCAAAUUCAAGAUUGACUUUGUCUGGAGCGUUUCUUCUUUAUGCAUGGAGGGAUUUUUAUGUAACUUGGCACAAAUGUUCAUCACGAUGAGACUGAUUGUCAUGUGCAAGAACCAGGUCCCUAGGUCUAAGGUCAAGGUCAUACUUAGAGGUCAAAGGUCAAAUUCAAGAAUGACUUUCUUCUUCAUGCAUGAAGGGAUUUUGAUGUAAAUUGGCACAAAUGUUCACCACCAUGAGGCACCCUUGUUUUUGGAAUUAUGUCCCUUUUUGUAACUAUAAAUAGGUUAUAUUGUAACUUUUUUAUUACUGGCCGUAGGGAAAAAUUGAGACCACUUUUCUGUGGAACAACAUGCAUGUUACAUCCAAUUUUUAGGUGUAUUUUGACCUAUCUCUACCUGGUUAAGAGUUUCUUGUGGACUUACAUUAAAAUAGAUUUUUUUUUUUUUAGGAUUAAUUUCCCUUUGUUGUUACUAUAAAUUACUUGUAUGAUAACUUUUUUAUAAUCGGCCAAAAAAAAUAAUUCCAUAUUAAUCCAAGUGCUUUGUUAUAACAUAUUGUUUAUAUAGUACAAUAUUGUUUAUACUUCAUUGACAGAUAUCAGUUCAUUAUUUUAUACUGCAGUAGAGAAAAUUAGGUGCCUUCCAGUAGGGGACUUUCUAUUGCAUGGCAAUACUUCAUUCACUUGUUUUUUUUAAGCCAUAUAUUCUGACAGUGCAGAAUUCCUAGUCACCAUUGAAGUUGUGUUAAGAGUGUUUUUCAGAAAAUAUUUGAAGAAGUAUUUAAAUUAUCACAGUGUGAGGGCUGAGUGUGAAAUUAUUGUAUCUUGUUCUUUGUUCACAUACAGUUACAAGUUUUGCACCCAACCUUCGAAAUUAUAGCUUUAUUACAGUGUGUUCUUUAGUUUUGAUCUGUAGAUUGUUUCAUCUCUGAAAUAGUGCUUCUUGAUUCAUCUAACUUGUUCAUUUUUUGCAUUUUUUACCCAUAUCUUUUUAAUAAUUUAGUAAUGUUAUGCUCAAAUGAAUGAUCUUUCAGUUAUUUUUGUAUCAGUAUAUUAUAGUACUUUUUAAAUCCAACAAGUGAUCUUUUAACUCAGUCAGAUUCAUGGCUUGGUUGCUUUUUUACCAUAUUUCCAAAGGACAUUCUUAAUGGAUUUGAUUGGUUAGGGGCUCACAAGCUUUUCAGGUAUAAGGUUUCAUUGUAAGGGGUAUGGCAUAGGAUUUCAGGUAUAAGGUUUCAUUGUAAGGGGUAUGGCAUAGGAUUUCAGUUUCAUUGUAAGGGGUAUGGCAUAGGAUUUCAGUUUCAUUGUAAGGGGUAUGGCAUAGGAUUUCAGUUUCAUUGUAAGGGGUAUGGCAUAGGAUUUCAGUUUCAUUGUAAGGGGUAUGGCAUAGGAUUUCAGUUUCAUUGUAAGAGAUAUGGCAUAGGAUUUCAGUUUGAAUCGCAUUAUUUUCCUUCAUUCCUAAUUUUAAACUUUUUGUCUUGUUGCACAUUUCUGAGGAAAGAAGGCUAAAUAGAGAACUUCAUUGUUGCUGAAUAUUUAUGUAGUGCCAAAUUCCUUUUAUUUUCACUCAGGGUAUACAGUUGGAGUUUUGAAAAUGACAUGAUAACAAAAUAAUUGAAGCAUUUAGACAUGGUGUUAUAUUACAAGGUAGAUUCAACAAGUGCAUUCAGUAUGCUUUAACCUAAUGUCACUCUGAUAUGCAGUCCUGUAGAUAGUUGCUAUAAUUUUAACAUGUUUUGAAACAGACAAAGGUAAUGAAUCAUGUCUGUUUGAGCAUUAUACACUUAUUCAUUUAAGUAAGCCCAAAAAGAAUUACUUGAAGAAUUAAACAAUAACUGACUUUCAGUGCAUUGCUUUUGACCUGCUCUUGCCAGAUAAUGAUUAUAAGAUUGAUAAGAAUGAAUGGGUAUUUAUCCUAGACCUGAAACACUUGGAUGGUUUUAGCUAGGUUUAAAAAGAAAAUGAAUUGUUAGAAUGCCGGGGCAUGUGGCAGGGCGGUCAGCAUCAGGAAGAUUGUUUAUACUUUAGCACUUCAGUUUUGGUUGAAAUAUUGACAUGAAACUUGGCUUAUAGGCAGCUUAUGAUAAGUCCAAGAUUGGGAUUGCAUUUGGAUGCAGUGGAAUCCAGGUCAGUGUCACUGUCACUAAUAAUAGAAAAAAAACGGUGUCUGCUAGAAUUGACAUACUGUCACUAAACUUGGUGUAUAGCAAGCUUAUAUGAAGAAUUGGCUUUUUUCACUGCUUCUAAAAAUCAAAAAAUGUUUAUUGUGCUGUAUCUUUAACUUGGAUUUACCUAUUGGCACCAAACUUGGUGUGUAGAUAUUUUUUAUAGAGACGAAAGUUUGGAUUGUAUCUGGGGGUCACUUGGGUCAAGGUCAAGGGCACUGUUACUUGAAACAGAAGCAUGGUUUCUGCUGAAUACAUGUAACUUAAGUUAGGAACAAAAUAACUAAAUUAAUCUGCUUACUUUGAAAAUAAAACAUUGGUGCAGUGAGGUAGGAUGUUGGUUUGUUGUACCUUUUGCAAUGUAGAAAAUUUGGAGAAAAGUGGAUGAGUAAUGGUUGUUAUCCCACUCCAGGCUUUAUUUUUUUCCUUUUGUAAUAAAACAACCCUUUUAAACGUCAUAAGGUCAAGUUCAGUUACUAAAACAGAUAUUUUUCACUGGAAACAUCAGACUUUAAUAAUGUUAUGUUAUGAAUGACACACUGUUAAAAUAACUAUGUAUUUCAAGCUUUUAUGAAGAACUGGCUUGGGUCAAUGUUACUAUAAAUAUUAAAAUUGUUUUCACUCAAUAUCUUUAGUUUGGGUACACCUUUUGUCACCAGACUUGGUGUGUUGAUAGUAUUUGUAAUCAGUCUGGUCAAGGUCAUUGUAACUAUAAGUAAAAAUGUUGUCCACUCAAAAUCUUUAGUUUGGGUAGACUUGUUACCAAACCUGGUGUAUAGGUAGCUUUUAUAGAGACAAAGGCUUGGGUUGUUUUUCAGUCACUCAAGUCAAGGUCACUGUUACUAAAAUAGAAAAUAGUUUCUGCAAACUUGGAAAACCUGGUUUUGUGGCAUUGCCAUGUUUUUUUUGUAUUUUAUACUUUUUGUGGUUGGAAGAUACAGUAGUUGUGUUUGCAUUUAUCAGUUGGUGGUAGUGGAAUUUUGGGCAAAGAGUGCUUGUGGUUAGUAAAUAUUAGUAAAGACUAAAAGUACGUAUUUGAACUGGUUCAGAGGUACUCGGUAUCAAUAGUUUUUACAAUGGAAGAAAUUUUUAAUAUUAAAUGUUAUAUCUUUUGAUGAAUUUGGAGGUUGUAAUGUUGCAGCCAUUAAUUCCUGAAUCACAUACAUUCUUUCUAUUUUUGUAUAUUAUGUAUUAUGUUGUUACACAUGAAAACAUAAUGAUUGAUGUUGUUGUUAUUGCUUUGUUUUGUUGUUGUUGUUGUUCAUGAUGAGAUCUUAUUUCAUAAUAUUCAUUAACAUUUAGUGAAAAUAAUGUUUUUCAGCUUCAUAUUGUUUUUUCAUUGUUACCAGAGAUAUAAUAUUUUUCUUUUAUCUUUAAUGUACAGGAAAGCUGGAUCUUUCGCCGUAUUAUAUGCAUUUACUCUCUUUCAAUAUACUUUGGUCAUUAAACAGUUUUAGAGUCCGCAUAAUAUAUAACAAUGUAACUAAUCAACUUUAAGAUUGUUUACAGUUGGAAAACAACAUUUUAUCAGCAAGAAUCAUAAUAUGUUCAAUUAUUGUUUACAGACAAGAUUAGUUAAUGCACAAUAUCGCUUCUAGCACCUUCAUUAGGUCAUAGUCUGCUUUGGGUUUGUAUUAGAAAUUCUUUUGACUUUGUUUAAAUUGCUCACCCUUAAUAAGCAGACCUUUUUUGUUUCAGUUUAUCUGUACAGUUCUCAGCAUUUUCCAUUAGACGUGAUAUAUUGUUAUGAGUUAUAUAUCCAGAUAUAUUUUGCAUUUAAAUUUUGACAAUGACACAUGAGCAAAGAUCCUUUGUAUCCAUGUAAUAUUUUAAUGUAAUACAUGACAGUUUUAAUAGCAGGGUUGUUAAAUAAACGGAAUAUGGCUGCUACAAAAUUAGGUCAUUUAUGGGUUAUGGCUUGAAUUCCAACAAUGUCAGGAUUUGUAUUAGCAGGCAUUAUAGGUACAGUUAAUGUCAUUAUAGGUGUUCCAUGUAGUAAUACGUUACAGGUAGUAACAAUGAAAAGUGUUAAUUUUGAAUGCAGCUUUUCAUAGAUUUUAUAUAUCUUCUUUUAGAUUUUAUUAACUAUCACAACAACAGAGCCUCACUCGGGGCGUUGAAUUCUUCAUGUGAGGAAGCCAUUCAGCUGGCUUACGGAAGGUCGGUGGUUCUACCCAGGUGCCCGCUCGUGAUGAAAUAAUGCACGGAGGGGCACCUGGGGUCUUCCUCCACCAUCAAAGCUGGAAAGUCGCCGUAUGACCUAAAAUCAUGUCGGUGCAAUGUUAAACCCAACAAAAUAAAAUAAAUAUCACAACAACAAUCUUCAAGUACCAUGUCGCAGCUGUAAAAUGUCUCCACCUUCUUGGAUUCAAUAUCUGUGUUAUAGAAUUCCGCUUAAAGCCUGUUUUAGGGGGUGUGAGGGGUGUCGCACCUGGCAGUACCUCUCGUGACCAGACUUAAUCAAACUCAGUCUGCUAUUAUUUGCUUGGUUGCAUUCUGCUUCUGAAGGAUCUUUUUACGAAGAAAAUACUAAAAACUACUUAUUGCCGCUAUAAAAUGAUUUUCAUGGAGGUUGCUGUUAUUACCAAGAUUUAAAUACAUGGUGAAGAGUUCAAAGACAUACUGAAUACAAGACUUUAAAUGUUGAUGUUUUAUAGGUCUUUUGAGCUCUUGCAUUUUUUAUGUUAAGUUUUUUUUAAGAAGAUUAUCUGUCUUUUUUGUUUAAUGAUAAAUAGGUCUUAUAAAUUAUCUCACUGUGAGAAAAUGUUUAAUACACUUGUAAUUGUAGAGAUAGCUGUAUUAGAACAAAACCAGAAGAUAUUUCUUGAGGCACACCCUAAAGGCAAAUUUAUUUCCUUCACAUUUGUUGGUUUAUUUUGAUGUUAUUUAAGCCAAGUCAAGUCAAGUAAAAAAAACUUGACCACUCAUUUCAUGACAAAAAAAAAUAACGAGGUGAUUAUUUAAUAUUCUAUCAUGACUUGAUUUUAUUGCCAGUUAAAAAAAGAAGAUGGUCAGGCUUUGUAUAUUCUGCAAUAAACAACGGUUUAUGAAGGACAGUCAAGAGAUCAUUAUCACACCAAUUAUGACAUGAAGUUUCGCAUAAUGUCCAGUUCAUUACUACUGGCAUGAAUUAAGUCCAUUAUUUUCAUAAAAUAUUUCAGUGAGCAUUUUAAGAUGAAAUCAGUUGAUGCCUUCUUGUGGUUUAUUGUCUAAUUUACCAUGGCUCAUUAUUCACAUGCUUGGAUAUUUAACCACUCUGGCUAAUGCCCUGGUAGUUGUUCAGUUCGUGCGGAUCUUGAACUCUGAACCAUGAUAAAUCAAGUGACAAACCACACGAAAGCUUUGAUAAUUUGAUAAAUAUAUUUUAGGCUCAUAAGUCAAUAAACAGUAUUAUAAUAAUUCAAACAAAGUUAGAUAAGCAUUUUCAUACAAACGCCUUUCCAUGUCAAAAUAUUAAAUAUUAUAUGUCGUAUAAUACAUGUAUAUGAUGCCCCAUUAGGGCAUCAUAGAGUUGCAUUAUUUUGUAUAUUUUUGAUGUUAUUUAAAUAUGUUCAUAAAAUUGUGAUUGACUGUUUGGUAAAUGUGUUAUAAAUGUAAUAAAUGUUUUAUUGUUUAUUUUGUCAUAAUGUUUUAUCGUCUUAAAAGAUCAUUGCAAUAAUUAAAGUUAUACCUAUUCUUGUUGUUUUAUGGUGAUAUUGAUAAUGUGCGGACCAUGGUUUUUACUUGAAUAGUACAUAAUAUAUUGUUUAUAUUGAGUAUUCUACCAUUUUCUUUUAGCUUGAAAGAAAUGAUGUCCCAUAUGAUUUGAUAAAGUUCCGGUUUAAUAAAAGUGGUUCUUAUGGCAGCAAAUGAGACAAAUAUCCUUUCAGGUAUAGGGCUUUCAUUGCUGGAAAAUGGUCGUGUUUCUUUGUUAUCUAGGCUUAAAAUAACAGUCAAACUCACAGUGUAGGCAAAACACCUGUUUUCACACAGAAUGUGAUUGGUCAAGAGUCCAAAAGUAAAACUAAGUUGGAGACUUAAAGCCCUGCUCCGCGGCUAUUCAAAUUCUAUUGUGUGUAUGCAACCCAUGAUUACAAUAGGUAACAGUUAACGGCCACGCGUCACACUUUAGCACCAAAACCACAGGUAUUUUAUAUAGAAUUUUAUAUAAAAUAGACUCUAUUUUGAUAGGCAUCACUGUUCAUAGUCAGGAUUUUCAUGCUUUUUCAGUGACAAUUCAAGGUUAAAAGGUAGGACUGGAGCAGGUCUAUAAUGUUGCUGAAUAUGGAAAUACUUCAUUAUAUUUUGAUCAUAUUUGCAAGUACAUGUAGUGUAUUAUUUUCAGUAUGCUUUAUCACCUGUAUACCUGUCAUUGUCAUGUUACGUUGAAUUUGACAUUUAUCAGCAUUAUGUAUGCAAAAGUUCUGGGUUUUGACAGAAAACGGGGAAAUACAGUGGUCGGAAUUGUUGUUACUGGGGAAUGUUGCAUUUUCGAUUCCAGCUAAAACAAUUGUUACUAGUCAGAUUUUGUUAAUAUUUAUUGGAACAUUAAAAGAAUCAAAUGGUGUGUACAGGCAAGAAAGUAUAUUACAAGGUUUGAAAAGAGAAACCAGUGGUCAUUGUUGGAUGUCAUAUUUUGUUGGCAGUUAGCAUGCAGUCUAGAUACAAAAAUAAUUCAGUCACAAUCUAAAUAAAUGACUGGCCUCUGGAUCAAAACCCUUCAAGUUUAUUUCAGUGUAACAAGCAUAGUAUUGUUACUUAAUAUUUACAUUUCGUCAACUGUUGGAAGAAGUUUUAUUAAGGAAACCUUUCUGAUAAAAAUUUUCUUCUAUUUUUGUAUUUACACAGUUCUCUAGAGAACGAGUGUUUGUAUUUACGCAGUGCAGUUUGCGUAAGUUAUGGACAUGUAAAAAAUGUUGUUAUUCAUUUAUUAGCUAUAUUGCUUGGAAAUCAGGUAAAAGAUGUAUAUUUGAACAGUUCUUAAAGUUUAUAAGACAGCUGGUAACUAUGUCCUCAUACUGUACUGUUUGUAUUUGGUGCCAUAUCGCAGUCACAGUGUAAUUUAUACUAUAAUAAUACUGUAACAGUGUUCAGCUAAAUCCUUCUUGUUGAUAACUUGCUAUUCUAAGUUAUUGAUAAUUGACUUUUACUAGAAGCUGAAAUCUCAAAUUGAACUAUAUGAAAUAAAACACCUAGUAUGAGUUUAGUAAGUUAUUUUAAAAAUUCAGUUUUUUUUUGACAAAUUAAUAUUUAAAAUUGAAAACAUAGAUUUUCCAAUAUUUAAAGUGGAAUUUUACCUGGCACCAGUUUUAUUUUGUUUUAGUAUAUUGAAGUGACUUACAUUGUUCUGCAAUCAAAAUUAUCAAUGCCAACCCAUCAAUCUUUUUUUGUAUUUAUAUAGUCUUUAAGCUCAAAGCGAUUUUCAGAUAUCUUAAGAUACCAUAUACUUUUUUUGAUAAAGUUUACCCAUAAGCGUGAAAGUAGUGAUUGGUAUAAAUUUACAAAAUAUAUUCUCUACUUUGGUUGGACACACCAAUAUUAUAAUGACGUGUGAAGUUUAUUCACCAGUCACAGAAAACAGUUAUUUUCUUGUAAUCUAAAUUUCACGUAAUUAAGUCAUUUUGCCUCUCAUUCUUUAUAUAUUUGUUAAUCGGUAUCGGCUUAUUAUAUUGACAUUAACGUUAUAUUGCAAUUUAGUUGUCUAGAUAUGUAGACUAAAUUAACAUUUUUUAUGCAUUUAUGCACCGCCAUCUUAGCAGGUUCUCACUGGCACCAGACCAGAAAGGGGAAAAAAAAACUGUACAUGUUAUACCAUACCCCUAUGUAUAUUAUAUGGUUCGUACAGUAUACCUAGGGGUAGGGCAUAACAUGUACAUGCUUUUUCUUUCUUUCUUCUCUUCUGGCCUGGCGCCAGUGCAGGUUCUCACCUUUACACAUACGUAUUAGCGCGGGGAAAAUAGUUCAUCUUAGAAUGUACAACAUAAUGCUUUUAUCCAGUGAUGAUCAGUUUCACGUUUUACCGAUAGUUUUGAUUUGUAAACAAAAAGUUAUGGGUAAUUUAAAUUCUAUAAUGGCAAACAUGACUGGAAUUAUUUGUGAUACUGAAUUUUCAUCAUGGUUAUUGUUUAUUGAAAUGAAAUAUUAUGUUUUAUGUAGUUUCGUUUAUAAUGUGGUGAUAUGUAUAAAAUGAAGUUGAUUAUUGGUGAUAAAUAAAAAACGCUUGUCUUCAAUAA
Molecule: messenger RNA, 14979 nt
Organism: Mercenaria mercenaria
Lineage: Eukaryota; Metazoa; Mollusca; Bivalvia; Venerida; Veneridae
Product: peptidyl-glycine alpha-amidating monooxygenase-like
Exons: 23
Coding region: 864-3659 (931 amino acids)
Biological process (GO): peptide metabolic process
Cellular component (GO): extracellular region; membrane
Molecular function (GO): oxidoreductase activity, acting on paired donors, with incorporation or reduction of molecular oxygen, reduced ascorbate as one donor, and incorporation of one atom of oxygen; protein binding; copper ion binding
Source: RefSeq, a predicted model, not a curated record